AUGCGGACUCACAGCGGCUCAUCCAACCCGCUCACCGGCCCCUGGGCCCCGGGUCCCCGGGCUGCAGCCGCCGCGGUCACCUGCCUGCUGGCGGCCGGGAUGCUGGUCGUCUCUGUCGGGGACGUGAGCAGCGGAGAGCCGGGGGGUCCUCCGGGGGGUCCUCCGGCUGCUGGAGCAGGGAACGGAAGGGCUUUCUCGGCCUAUUUCAGGAAGCUGACCCGGGAGAGGAGAGCGAUCAGCGGGCCCCGGAGGAGGAGCGUGACCCCCGGGCCCGUGGAGCCUCUGACACCCGCUGACCUCUUCGUAGCGGUGAAGACCACCGGGAGGAAUCACCGGCAGAGACUGGACCUGCUGCUGGAGACAUGGAUCUCCACACACAUGCACCAGACGUACGUGUUCACUGACGGAGAGGAUGAGGAGCUGAGGAAGAGAAUGGGUUCUCACCUGAUCAACACCAACUGCUCAGCCGCCCACAGUCGUCAGGCCCUCUCCUGUAAAAUGGCUCAGGAGUACGACACUUUCAUUCACUCUGGAAAGAAGUGGUUCUGUCACGUCGACGACGACAACUACGUGAACGUCGGCUCCCUCCUGAGACUCCUGUCGCAGUUCGCUCACACGGAGGACGUGUACAUCGGCCGGCCGAGCCUGGAACGACCCAUAGAGGCCACGGAGAAGCUGGGCACCGCUGAGAUGAAGCAGGUGCGUUUCUGGUUCGCCACCGGGGGAGCCGGGUUCUGUCUGAGUCGCGGCCUUGCUCUGAAGAUGAAACCCUGGGCAAGUGAUGGCACUUUCAUGUCGACUGCCGAGCACAUUCGCCUCCCAGACGACUGCACCGUUGGUUACAUCGUGGAAGCGCUGCUCGGCGUGAGUCUCGUCCGCUCAGCGCUGUUCCACUCCCACCUGGAGAACCUGGGACUGGUGUCAGACAUACACAACCAGGUGACUCUCAGCUACGGCACAGUGGAAAACAACAGAAACACUGUGAAUGUGAAAAGAGCUUUCUCAGUUAGUGAAGACCCUACAAGGUUCAGGUCUGUCCAUUGUCUGUUGUACCCAGACACUCCUUGGUGCCCCGGCCCCUGGCGACUCCCACAGCCGCCGUCCACAGACGGAGGGAUGGACUGA
This is a messenger RNA of Limanda limanda (common dab), 1125 nucleotides long. Its product is annotated as beta-1,3-N-acetylglucosaminyltransferase lunatic fringe-like. The record is from RefSeq and is a predicted model, not a curated record. Bases 1 to 1125 code for a protein of 374 amino acids. Lineage: Eukaryota; Metazoa; Chordata; Actinopteri; Pleuronectiformes; Pleuronectidae. Gene Ontology annotation, cellular component: membrane. Gene Ontology annotation, molecular function: O-fucosylpeptide 3-beta-N-acetylglucosaminyltransferase activity. The transcript has 8 exons. Gene Ontology annotation, biological process: regulation of Notch signaling pathway.